This is a messenger RNA of Lottia gigantea (owl limpet), 498 nucleotides long. RefSeq lists its product as hypothetical. The record is from RefSeq and is a predicted model, not a curated record. The transcript has a single exon. NCBI's taxonomy places the organism in Eukaryota, Metazoa, Mollusca, Gastropoda, Lottiidae. Bases 1 to 498 code for a protein of 165 amino acids.
AUGAAACCAGAAACUUUAGUUAUGCAAAUAAUAGACGUUGUUGAAACAGAUUCCCCAACUGAAAUAACUUUCAACGGUAAAAAAUUCAGUAUAACUAAAAAACUUAUUGAUAAAUACAAAUAUUGUAAAGUUAGAGACGAUAUAGAUUUAGAAAGAAUUGAUACAAAUGUAAAAAAAGGUGGAUUUAUAUUUUCCCUACCUUUAAUAUUUGCUGGUAUUACCGCAGCGGCUACAGUGGCUGGUACUACAGCUGGUGGAGUAAGCGUUGCCAACGAAAAGAAAGCUGCUAUUGCAAAAACUGCUGCUACAAAAGCUGCCGAAGAAAAGAAAGCAGCCGAAGAACAUAGACACAAUUUAGCAUUGGAAAAGUUGGCAGCAGAGGGUAAAAAACCUAAAACGGAAAAGAAAGGUUCAGGAGUGGGAGAUAUGAUAGGCACAAUGAAAGAAUUUGGAAAAGAUUUGGUGAAGAAACCAAGAAAACUGUUAAACAAGGAUUAA